Poecilia latipinna (sailfin molly) is the source of this 2829-nucleotide messenger RNA. RefSeq names its product enhancer of polycomb homolog 1-like. The coding region runs from base 105 to 2165 and encodes 686 amino acids. NCBI's taxonomy places the organism in Eukaryota, Metazoa, Chordata, Actinopteri, Cyprinodontiformes, Poeciliidae. Gene Ontology annotation, cellular component: NuA4 histone acetyltransferase complex. The record is from RefSeq and is a predicted model, not a curated record. Gene Ontology annotation, biological process: regulation of transcription by RNA polymerase II. The transcript is spliced from 12 exons.
AUCGUGUUUUUCAUUUUUUUGCAGCUUUCAGCUUGGACACGGAGCAGCCAGACUACGACCUGGACACGGACGACGAGGCCUUCGUCAACAAGCUAAAGAAGAAGAUGGAGAUCAGCUGCCUUCAGUUUGAGGAGAUGAUCGACCGGCUGGAGAAAGGCAGUGGUCAGCAGCUGGUGAGUCUCCCUGAAGCCAAGCUGCUGCUGAAGGAGGACGACGAGCUCAUCAAGGAGGUUUUCGACUACUGGAGCCGCAAGAGGAAAAACAGCAAGGCCAACUCCCUGAUCCCCACCGUCAAGCAGGAGAAGCGGGACGGCUCCAGCACCGGCGACCCGUACGUGGCGUUCCGACGGCGCACCGAGAAGAUGCAGACCAGGAAGAACCGUAAGAACGACGAGGCGUCGUACGAGAAGAUGCUGAAGCUGCGCAGGGACCUGAGCCGCGCCGUCACCAUCCUGGAGAUGAUCAAGAGGAGAGAGAAGAGCAAGAGGGAGCUGCUGCACCUCACGCUGGAGAUCGUCGAGAAGCGAAACUCCAUGUCAGACUUUGGUGGAGAAAUAAUGGCGGAGGUUCUGGCUGAGCGGGCGCUGGUGAGGCCGCAGAUCAUCCCCCUGGUUCCGCUCACCAAUCAGUACCGACACCAGGACCAUCUGGACUCCAAGGACUACAAGUCCAAGCCCGAGAAGGCAGAACCCCAGCGGCCGAAGAGGAGGUACGAGAAGAAGCCGAAGAUGUUGCCGUUGUCGUCGGGAACGGCCCACCACACGGGUCCGGUCGUGUUCAACGCCAAGGACCUGAACCAGUACGACUUCCCCAGCUCCGACGACGAGCCCUUCUCCCAGCUCCACUCAGGCUCUUCGGAAGCGGAGGAGGAGAACGACCCCGACGGCGCGUACGCGUUUCGCAGGAGAGCCGGCUGCCAGUACUACGCCGCCCGUCCGGACCUGGUGGGCAGCUGGCCGUGGAGCGGCGCCUGGGACGGCGGCCUGGCCGAAGCGCGUUUCCGCUACAGCCUCACUACGCUGACGGUUCCACGCCGCUGCCUGGGCAUGGCGCGGCGGCGCGUGGGACGGGGCGGCAGGGUGUUACUGGACCGGGCGCACUCGGACUCGUUCCACCAACUGGACCUGGAGACGCCCGACCUGCCGCCGCCCGCCUCUCCGCCUCCCUCGGCGACUUCGCGCUCGCCGGCGCUCGCCGGUACCUCAGAAACAAAUACCUCGGACAGAAGUUCCCCCCCCUCGGCGCCGCCCCCCUGCUCGGACCUCAGCCAGAUACUGUCUAAUAUAAAGUCGUGCCGCUGGAGGCACUUCAGACCUCGGACAUUACCACUACACGAGCUGGACAACGCCCAGCCGCUGUUCAGGAGGAUCAGUCGAGGCGUGAAGCGCCCGCUCGCCGCCUCAGCUGGGGGUCGGCCGUUCGGAUCGCAGCGUCCGGCCAGGGUGGUCCCUCCUCCCACACCCGUUGCUGCGUUCACAGCAGAACAGUACCAGCAGCAUCAGGAGCAGCUGUCUCUGAUGCACAAGCAGCAGCUGGAGCAGAUCCAGCAGCAGCACCAAGCCAACAGCACUGCCAACAGCACACAGAGCCUGGCGAACACGCUGGACGAGGCCAGCGCUCACUUCGCCGCCUCGGCCCUCGUCUCCGCCGAACAACUGCUGGCUCUGAAAACCAAGGACGAGCUGGCCCUGGGAGGCGGAGUCAACGGCAUCCUCUCCUCAGGUGUCUACAAGGGCUUGUCGCUCUCGAGCACAGCGUCCCCGUCCCCCGCCGCCCCGGCUCCACCCACCGCAGCCCCGACGUCCGCCUUGCUCCACCCCUGCUCCACCACCCUCGGCUCCGCCACCAGUAACAACAACGGCACAGCCCACCCCCCCGCCAACGCCGCCGCCGCCAACGCCACUCAGGUCCUGCUGGGAAACAACAACAGCCUCCGUUUGGCGAUCCCCGCCGGCAAGCGCAUCCACGCGCCGCGGACGCUGAGCGCCACCAUGUCGACAUCCGCCUUAAAGCUCGCCCACGCAGCAACCGCCAACUGUCAGAAGCCCAAGGUGGCUGCCUCCUCCACCUCCCCGCUGGACAUGGUGCCCAGGGAGAAUCUGGAGCAAGACAAGCCAGCACUGAACAGUCUGUCAGAGAACACAGUGGCCAUGGAGGUCACGUAGCCGCCGCUGCCGGCUGCGAGGGAAACGUCACCCAGCGGCGUUUUCUUUGUUUUCCUCUUUGUUUUUUUAAGGUGCUAUGCAUCAUUUUGUUUAGUCGUGAAUGCAAGUGGUGGCUGAAUGAGCACGGCAAGGUUGGGUUUCCACGGCAACCGUUUUGGGACUUAAUUGCAAUGCUCGUCUCGUACAAAUUUCUUUUUCUUCUCCCCUCCCAUAAUUUCCCCCCGUUUGUUAUUGUUAAUAAGAGAUCGUCUGUAAAUUCUUAAUAUGGCAAUUAUAUGUACAGUACAGCAUAUUUGUAAUAAAUACCCCCGCCCCACCUUUAAACGCCCCAAAAUCCCCCCCCCCCCCCACCCACCACCACCGCCCCUCGUUCUUGUAUAUAACAUUACUUGAAUACAGAAUUGUUCAUUUGUGAUGUUUUGCACUCGAGAUACAAAGUUAAAAAGAAAAAAAGAGAAAACGACAAACUGCGACUGGUGCAAAAAUAACGAGGAGUGAAAGUUGUACCACAGAAAAAUGUAUGUCAUCACAUGCAUGGUGCAGAACCUGCUGUUGGAUCUAUUUAUUGUGCCGUGUUUACAAAGUUAUUUCUCCCCACCUUCCCUCCCUGCCAUUCAUGUCAGUUUUUUUUUUUUUUUUUUUUUUUUUUUUGCUAAAUUUUAAA